CACGUUGCACAAAUGUGUCAAACGCUCCUGAAUAGAUGACGAUGUAGCUACAUGACUGGGACAUAAUUAAAAGAAUAUAUACUUCCAAUACGGCCCGGCGAUCGAUUUCAUGUACUCUAAAUUUUUGGUUAUUGAAGCUGAAUCACACACGGAUUCGAAAAGUGCUCAAGGUAGACCCUUACAUCCAACAUUCAGCCCUGAUUGAAUGAACACUAAUUUAUCGUCACCACAUGGAACCCAUUCCCUCUGUUGAACACAUGAAGACCCUUCCCGACCACUUUAAUUGGACAAAUUAGUACUGAUGUGUGACCAAAGCGCAGAGAUGCCUGGGGGUGACAGCGGUCCAGAUGGGGAGGAGCCUGCAUCACCGUCAGCUGCAGGAGAAGGCGAAGGGGAGGAGAGGGUGACGUCAGGGCAGCAGGACGGAGGGGCGCAGUCCCAGGGCCUGAGGGGAGAGGAGAGCGGAGCUUCAGGUGGAGAAGUGGGGCAGGAAGAUGAGGAGAUGACUAGCGGUUCACAUGACCUCUCUUCUUCAGCCAAUCACAGCCCUGGGAGCGCCACUGGAUCCACCUCAGUUUCAACCAAGAGCAGUGAGCAUGCUGGCGAUGGCAAAGGGCAGGCCCACAGAGAAGUGAUGAUCACUGUGGCUGAGAUGAAGAAGAGGCUUCCUUCAGACCAACGCAGUCGCAGCAAAGCCAGCACUGUGGAGGCCUUACAUUAUGCACUUAACUGUGUCAAACAAGUGCAAGCCAAUAGCGAAUACUAUAAACUGCUGAUGAGGAAUGGCCAGGAUGAGAGGAGAGAUGCCACUGUUUGCGCCCUUGAAGAGUUGGAAAGAGUCACCUCUGAACACACCCUUAAAAACACGGACUCCUUCGUGGUGGUUUUCUCCCUGUCGAGCGGCCGCGUGUGGUACGCGUCGGAGCAGGCUCCCAGCAUCCUGUGCUGCAAGAGGAAGUUCCUGGAGUCGGCCAAAUUUGUAGAGCUGCUCUUUCACCAAGACGUUAAUGUCUUCUACGCACAUACGGCUCAGCCGCACCUCCCACCCUGGAGCAACUCGCACACAGCAGGGGUUCUGUUUGACUGUGCCCAGGUCAAGUCAUUCUUCUGCAGAAUCAGGGGUGGGAAGGACCGUGAGGGUGAGAUGCGCUACAACCCAUUCCGAAUCACACCUUACCUGCUGAAGGUGCAAGGAACAGGAAGCAGUGGGGGAGAGGAGGAGCCGUGCUGCCUGGCACUGGCUGAACGCAUCAUAUCUGGAUAUGAAGCACCUCGGAUCCCCAUGGACAAGCGCAUCUUCACCACCACACACUCCCCUGGCUGUGUGUUUUUGGAAGUGGAUGACAGGGCUGUGCCAUUGCUAGGAUACCUUCCUCAGGAUCUGAUUGGCACAUCUAUGCUGAGUAGCAUUCACCCAGAGGACCGGCCCCUCAUGCUGUCUAUGCACCGGAAAGUGUUGAAGUAUGCGGGCCAGUCCCCAUUUGAGCACUCUCCGGUGCGUCUGCGCUGUCAGAAUGGAGACUACAUCACCUUGGACACCAGCUGGUCCAGCUUCAUCAACCCAUGGAGCCGCAAGGUGGCUUUUAUCAUCGGACGGCAUAAAGUCAGGACGAGUCCACUGAAUGAGGAUGUGUUUGCUGCUUGUGCUAAGGAAGAUUUUCCAGUUGCUCAUGAGGAAAUAAAAGAUCUGCAAGCAAAGAUCUAUAAGCUUUUCCUGCAGCCGGUUCAUAACAAUGGUUCCAGUGGUUACGGCAGCUUGGGAAGCAAUGGCUCUCAUGAGCAUUACAUCAGCGUAGCUUCUUCAAGUGACAGCAACGGUAACCUAUGGGAGGACUCACACCGGGAACCGAUGACUUUGCAGCAGAUCUGUGCUGAUGUGAACAGAGUGAAGAGUUGGGGGAGGCAGGCUUAUCUGGAUCCCAGCCACAAAAUUGCUCUUCUAGGCAAACCUGCCACAGCACGUCUGCCUCCUGCAGCCUCCAACCCUGAAGUCAGAGAUCAUGAAGAAAGCAGGAAGCAAACUCACAUUCCCUCUUAUCAGCAAAUCAACUGCGUGGACAACAUCAUCAGAUAUUUGGAGAGCUGUACAGGUCCGGCCCUUAAGCGUAAGAGUGAAUCUCAUUCCCUGGCCACCUCUUCGUCCUCAUCCUCUACCUCAGAAGACGACAAGCCGUCUGCAGCCGGUGACAUGGCUCAGGCCAGUGCAGAUGUGGUGGUGUUGGACAGUGAGGUGUCAGUGGGCCCUUCAGCUGCGGCCGUAGUGGGAGCGCCUCUGACAGAUAUCACAAUGUCCACAAAGGCCAUGAGUGUGAUGUCAGUCACCAGCCAGUGUUCAUACAGCAGCACCAUUGUACAUGUGCCGCAGCCUGAGUCAGAGGCCACGGCACUGGAAGAUGCACCAAUGGGCAGUGAGCCUGCUGAUGCUGCUCCCAUCCCUGUCCGUCCAGCCCCGAGUCCUGCCACAGAGGAGCGAAGAUUUGUUGGCCUCACCAAAGAGGUGCUGUCAGCUCACACCCAGAAGGAGGAGCAAGAGUAUGUCGAUCGCUUCCGCCAUCGUAUCCUCCAGAGCCCCUACAGUUCUUACCUGCAGCUGGACAACAGCUCGAUGGCUCACUCCCACCACCCAGGUGAUUACCUACGUCCAUUGAGUGCUGGUGGUUGGAACCGCUCUCGGAGAGGAAAGCCCAGACACAAGCGCCCCAAACCCCAGGGUUCCUCAGACAGUUAUGCCUCCCCACCUGGCCCCGCUCGCCGUGUCCCUGACUCUUCCUGGCCCUCCUCUGAGUCCUCCCAGCCCCAGAUGGGGGUGCCCUACAGCCAAACAUCCCCACUCCAUGCGCCAUUCUUCCCUAUGAUGGUGACUCAGCCUGGCCCAGAGCAACCGCCCAUACCACAACAGGUGACUGGGGCAACUACUGUAGUCCUGCAGCCUCCAGACCAAACCCAGCCCAGUUACAACUUCAACUUUAUUCAGUCCAGUCAGAGCCUGCCAGACAUGCAACCAAUCCAGAUGGAGCCCAUUCAAAAUCUGCAGAAUAUCCAGAACUUUCAUACCAUGCAUCCCAUAGCUCCAACGCAGAGCAUCAACCCUUACGUAGCUCCGGUCAUGGCUGUUAUCCUGCCCACCUGCCCGACUUUCACUGCAGGUUACCCGUCCAUUUACCCACCGUCCACUCUCUCCAUGAUGCCCCAGACACCCAUCACCAUGACAGGCUUUGCCCCUGGCACUGCCCCCUUCCUGCAGCCUCAGUUCCAAGCCCAGCCAGGCCCCAACAUGACCUCCCCGGGCCCUCUGCUUUGCUCACCCAGAGCCAGCUCCUCUGUUGGGGAGGAAGAGGAGACAUCCGGACCUCGGGCUUUAUUUUCCAGCUCUCGCUCGAGUUCCCCACUGCAGCUCAACCUGCUGCAGGAGGAGCUGCCCAAGCCGAGUGAAGGGCAGAGCAGCACCGGGCACAACCACGCUGAGAGCCUCCACGAAAAACAUGCCAACAAGGGUGACGGCCCCAGUGAGGCUGGGAACCAUGAUGCCCAGUCUACAUCCAGUGAGCUGCUUGACCUGCUGCUGCAGGAGGAUGCCAGGUCUGGGACCGGCUCCAAUGCCUCAGGGUCUGGAUCAGGGGAGUCUGGAGGCUCACUGGGAUCUGGCUCUGGAUCUGGAUCCAAUGGAACCUCCACCUCUCACACUGGCAGCAGCAACAGCAGCAAAUACUUUGCCAGCAAUGAUUCAUCAGACACAUCGUGCAAAGCCCGCAAGAGCCAGGAGGUUCCAGCAGAGCACCAACACAGCUUUGACACUCGGGUGGAGAACUCGAUGUGGAGCAUGAUCCAGCAUACACCUGAGCGAGUCAUGAUGACGUACCAGAUCCACACCAGGGACCAGAAUGAGGUGUUAGCAGAGGACAGGGAGAAGCUUCGGGUGCUUCAGCCCCUCCAGCCUUGGUUCAGCCAGGAGCAGAGAGAGGAGCUAGCUGAAGUCCAUCCCUGGAUCCAGCAGCAUACUGUCCCACAGGAGAUAGAUACACAGGGUUGUGUGACCUGCAGCUCAGGAGCAGCAGUCGCCCACUCCCCUCAUCCACCUGCCCCAGAUAGCUCAUCCCUUUUGGAGAGCCCUCAGCAGGACUCCAUCGGACCUGUGGUGGACACUUGAGAGACCUGGAACCCAAAACAACCACCAACACCCAGUUCACAGCGAACCAGCCCUGCCAGAGACCCACUCAGAAAGUCCCACCAUGCAUCUCUUCUGACCAGUCCAGAGGAUUGGGUUCCUAUGCUUUAGGUUGAACUUUAACUUGUUUUUUUUUUUAAGGUAUUGGAUGCUGGACCACGCCCUGAGGAGCGGAGGAGGCGAGAGAGACAGCAUGUUCACUGGCAUUUUUUCUCAGUCGGCCUAAUGCGACCGCCUUUAUAGGACCAUGAAUAUUUUACCUCUCUUCUUGUGUUUCUAGAGCCCCUGUUGGGGUUUAGUGUGUAUUGAAGACUGACCAGAUCCUUCGGCACCAUGAGCCGCUUCAUGCUCACUAUAGGAAGAGGGUCCCGUGGUUGCUGAACAUGAGCACUGUGUACCCGCACCCAGUUUGUUGGAUGGGUGUAACUGGGUGACGAAACAAAGAUAGUGCUGGCCCAGUUUGAGUAUCAGAGCACACGCCUGACUCAUCUCCAGUCACAUGGCGUGCAGGUUGUACAGUACAACAUGUGUGUGUACCACAUCAACUCCUUCGAUCCACUUAACAUGGAUGACACAUAGAUUUUUUUCCUGAUGGACACCAAGACAAAGACACAUUUGCUGCUCUCUGUUUAUAAUGUUCAGAUUCGAAUCUUGUAAGUUACUUGUGAUAGGGGUUUUUUCUCCUGUUCCUUAGAUUGGUUUCCUCUUGUCCAGAGCAUCAGUUUUUAUGUUACUCUGACUCACAAACAACAGCAAACAUGUUGAUAAUUUGAAAUUGAACUUAGUACAGCCAUGUAAGUCCACCCCAGUACUUAAAAGUGACUCCUUUCCCCAGCCAGUAUCCUGUCUGGUCAUCACCCUACAGUACCUGUAGGUUACCUCUAAUUGUAAACAGACACAGCGGGGCCCCAAAUGUCCUCUGAUCCUGUAUUUACUUACUGAUUGAAUUUCCUCUUAGACUCUGCGUAGCUGUCUGUUUGACUGGCUGUGUGUUUGUGUGAAAGAGAGAGGCAGAGAGGAGUUGACAUUGAUGUUUGUACCUGAUUCAGAUUGCAGGUGAGCUUGUGAAUGUAUGCGUGCGUGUACGCACUGACCGAUUGUGAGCUGCUUCCUUCAACACAGUUGUUCAAGAGUGUAGGACAGACCAGGGUUUUCUACCGUUUUUAGAUCGAAAGUCUAUUACAGUACCAUGUAUUUUAUAGAAAAUGUACACAAAACAAACUUCACAAAAUGUAUAAAAAGCCAUUUGUCUUGAUUUCAGGGACUGUUUGUUUGUGACACAAAGGAAUGAAUAAAUGAGCUAUGACCUAAAAUGUACUUCAGCGUGAUUGCAUUAUAAGCACAAUACACAAAAAGUAAGUAAUAGCUGUAGUUAUACCCACUGUCAUUGAGAAAAAUCAAGGCUCAACAGAAAACUUAAAAAAAAAAAAAUAAAAAAAAAAAAAGGCAGACAUUAGCAAUCAGGGCUUUUGCAUAUCUGGGGAUUUAAAUGAUCUGAGGAAGAGUGUGAUGUGUAAAGCACAGAGUAGGUUGAUCCUGACAUUUUGUAGACUUUGUAGCGUGUAGCAUGUGAUGUGGGUGUGUAAAUGAACACAAAAAUAUAUUUUUGGUUAAAUGAAUUGAAUAAAUAAAAAAAAAUAAUAUUAAAACUAAAUAAAGAAAACAAAAAUUUUUAACUAGCGUCUUUGUGGCUUGUCAAAAUUAAGUUAAUGUGGUGGGGUUGCACUUGGGUAUCAGAGCAGAAUUGUGACCUCAGCUUUUUUAAAAUCCUGGCUACAGCGCUGAUCUCGACAUACACAAGCUCAGCUGCAUUACACUGUUUUAUUCACUCCUAAUGUAGUGCUCCUGUAGUAAUGACAAGAUGACAAGGAUUCACAAAAGUUCCCCUCCAGACAUGUUCCAAGAUAUAUAAAAAUGCUCUGUUUUAAAUGAUAAUUUGUGUCUGAGUCAGUUUUCCAUAAAAACCGUUCAGUUACCUGGUUAGGAAAAAAAAGUUUUGGAAAAAAAAUGACAUCUACACCUCCUCCCUAAUUGAAAACUUCAGAAUCAUAUACAAGUAUUUUUCAUUUCAGAAAUGUAAUUACUGGAUACAAUAUGUCUCCUGCGUGACUGAAAAUCUAUUCUCAGUUUAUGUGCAUUAGAGGCUUCAAGUUUUCACAGAAGCCUUUUUAACCACUUUUAAAUCAUACUUUUAGCUAAAAACUCCAUUCAGAACUCAAAAUGUUCAGAAACCUUCCCUCCUUUUUGGUUGUAUUCAUCUGAAAUCUCAUUCAUAGUUUUUAAACAGUGACAGUUCAAGUUUCAUGAAUGUUUCUGGGCCUUGUCCAGAUUUUUAUAUUAGUGUGUAUGUGGCAGCGAGUGGAUGACAUCACACACAGAGUGGGGAGAAGCUGUUCAACUGGUCGGAAAAAUAUCUGUUUAACUGAUACUUUCUUGUACUUUCAAUUUUAAAAAGGUCACAAAAACUAAGGAUUUUUACACCUCGAUUCAGCUUCUUCCCAAUCUUCAUAUAUUUUCUUUAAUCAAGUUCAAGUUUCAUGCUUAUUUCAGGCCAUUAAUAAUGUAAUGCAGUUUAGGCUACACAUACUUUUUUUCACUGCUUAAACAACAGUUUGCAUUCUUCAACCAUUUUCCUCAUUGCAGUGGGAUUGGGAGUUUGAAAACUGUCUUCUACUAGUUCUCAAACUCUGAACAUACCUAAGUUUGGACAGUGAACAACAGAAACAUCCAAGAGCAGUAUGACCAAAACACAUUUUUGAGUGGAGGGGGAUUUUUUUAGGUUAAAAUUUUAUUGUAUUAGCAGCACAGCACAUAGGUAGUUCCCUUGACACCAAGUAUAAAUCAGCCAAAUGAUGAUAAACUGCGAAUAGUUAAGUGAAAAAAGCAGAAGCCAGCAGAUAUUGUGAAGUGUUUUUGCUGGAGUUUGUACCGACGUUUACACUUAGUCCUGCAAAUAGAAAAGAUGUUCCACUUUCCCUAUAAUAUUAACAUUUUGUUAUACAUAGUUAAUGCAGUGGUUCUCAAACUGGCGGAUGUACAUGAACGGGACAGGAAAUGAAAUGACAUUCUUACUUGUCAAACACAGAUGCAGCAACAUUAUGACCGCAAUGAUCAUCACACAUCAACACAUCAGACACAUCCAAAAUAUGAGGAAGCUAAUCCUGCUAUCUCAUUGUGUUGUGUUUUACAUGCUGGCUCAUUUCCACACCGUCAUGACGGUGUGUGAAGGACACUUGAAUAAAACAGAGCCAUUGUUAGUAUUAUUAGUAACACUUGUGCUUCUCCUAAUGUAACAAGUCAAAGUAUCAUCUGUGAAAAAGGGCUGUUGCCAAACAUGUCUCCUGUCCACAUUCAGUUCACAAGUAAUAACAUUUACUUUCAUAUUCAAAACGUCAUUUGAAUACAAAGAGGUAUCUUCUCUUAACAAGUUAGUGUAAUAACCAAUUAGCGAGCGGCAAUAACACUUAAUUUUAAUACAUAAAAA
Seriola aureovittata is the source of this 7649-nucleotide messenger RNA. It is a transcript of the gene per3, whose product is annotated as period circadian clock 3. The transcript has 22 exons. Gene Ontology annotation, molecular function: transcription corepressor binding; transcription cis-regulatory region binding. Bases 302 to 4147 code for a protein of 1281 amino acids. The record is from RefSeq and is a predicted model, not a curated record. Gene Ontology annotation, biological process: negative regulation of transcription by RNA polymerase II; circadian regulation of gene expression; entrainment of circadian clock by photoperiod. Gene Ontology annotation, cellular component: cytoplasm; nucleus. Lineage: Eukaryota; Metazoa; Chordata; Actinopteri; Carangiformes; Carangidae.